CAAAGCGGGCCUUCCUUCAAUUUCGUACACAAAUCAGGCCCGAAACUGAUAAAUCACCUCCGUUAGGGCAAGUCGAUUUCAUUUCACGGCGGCGACCGCUGAAGAUGAUACCGCAAUUAUAUUGCGGCGGCGAUAUUCAUGUUCUCCGGCGGCGACGGCGAUAUUCAUGUUCUCCGGCGGCGACGGCGCGGUAGUUUUGAAUUGGGGAAGACGAUGGUGGUGGAUUUGAUGUCGCAGAAUUAGGGCGAGUCGAACGAAGAUGAUAUGCAAUUACAUUGCGUAUAUCGUGGCGGCGAUUUUGCUAGGGCUGUGCAUCGGCCGUGGGGAAUGUGCAAUAGGUGUAAAUUGGGGAAGGAACAAUGCACAGAGAUUGAUUCCGUCGAUGGUGGUGGAUUUGCUGCUGCAAAACGGCGUUAAAGAGGCGAGAAUUUAUAAUGCACAAGAGGAUAUUUUGAAGGCGUUUACCGGAAGUGGGAUCGAUCUCACCAUCACCCUCUUUAAUUUUCACGCCAUAGAUUCUGAAGACGAAGCUGAAAAAUGGCUCAGCCAGAAGCUUGAAUACGCCAAACAUUCCAAUAUAAGGCGCAUUUAUAUAGGAUUCGAUGCAUUUGCUCAAGGAAUUACGGACAAAAAGUCUCUGAAUAAUUCACUCAGGGCGUACAAUUUCAUGCGAGCCGCGCUCAAUGAUUCCGGAUACGAUUACGUCAAGGCAACGAUGCCGCAUCCCGACAUUAUACUGAACGUCGAAAACAUAACGAGACCGUCCGAAGCCGAUUUCCGACCCGAGAUCAAGGAAGAAAUGCACGGUUUCCUCCGACUCCUCGAGGCCGACAAAGCCCCACUCGUCAUUGAAUUACUCCCGAUCUAUUACGUCCUCCUAAAAAAUCUGUCCAUUGACUUCGCGGGCCCCUCGGAAAACCCUAGCCACGUCAUCAAAGACGUAAACGGGGCCAUCUACACAGACUAUUUCACCUUCUUGCACGAUUCAUUCGUGUGGGCAAUAAACAAAGCCGGGGUGCCCGAUUUGGAUAUAGUGGUGGGGGCGGUGGGGUGGCCCACCGACGGCUUCCCGGGGGGGAACACAUCUACAGCCGAGCAUUUCUUCAAACACCUUCUGCCCUAUGUGAUCAGCAACAAAGGCACGCCAAUGCGGCCCGGGAAACCCAUCGACACCUACGUACACGCGCUCACCGACGAGAAUAUGAAUGGAGACUACUUCCCCUACGCGCGCCACUGGGGGAUCUACCGGACCAACGGCGAGCCGAAGUACAAGAUUGAUCUUUCCGGGCAAGGGCGGGAUAUAUUUCCGGCGAGGGCAAAGGGGAUUAUGCGGAUGCCGGAGCGGUGGUGCGUGUACAAGGAAAACAUGAAGGGGUACAACAAGAGUAGGGUGAUUGAAGAGUUCAAAUACGCAUGCAAACGAGCUGACUGCACCAGCUUGGCGCCAGGGGCUUCUUGCAGCGGGCUGAGCUUCACUCUGAACGUGUCGUACGCGUUCAACAUGUACUUCCAGAUGAUGUUUCAGGACGAGAGGGAGUGCGUGUUCGGCGGCUACGCCACCGUGGUGACGGAGGAUCCGUCGACGGAUGAAUGCGUGUUCCCGGUGGAGGUGGUCAAGGGUCAACAAGAAAAUUUCAUUUUCAAAAGUGGGCAAGAUCGUCUUUUCGCACCGUUCUCUGUGUCUUUGCUUUCCGUCUUUUUGGGUAUUGUUAAAUUGCUAGAAAGUUGCAACAAUCUUGUACGAAAUUAGGGUUUUUCCUUUCCAAUCCGUUUUUGAAUUUGGGGGUUUUUUUUAGAUCUAUUCAAAUACCAAAAAGUUGUGAAACUCUGAAAUUUUGAUAAAUAAAGUUUUUUUUUUAAA
Messenger RNA from Erythranthe guttata (spotted monkey flower), 1861 nucleotides. NCBI's taxonomy places the organism in Eukaryota, Viridiplantae, Streptophyta, Magnoliopsida, Lamiales, Phrymaceae. The record is from RefSeq and is a predicted model, not a curated record.